AGUUUGGCGGAGGUGCGUGUACCUCUGAGGAGACAGCGACAGCUAGGCCGCGCAGCCACGAUGAGUCUGCAGUGGACCUCCGUGGCCACCUUCCUGUACGCCGAGGUCUUCGUCGUGCUGCUGCUCUGCAUCCCCUGCAUCCCCCCGAAAAGGUGGCAGAAGAUCUUCAAGUCACGCCUGGUGGAGUUGGUAGUGACGUACGGCAACACCUUCUUUGUGUUUCUCAUUGUCAUUCUCGUACUUCUGUUUGUGGAUGCUGGCCGGGAGAUCUGGAAGUAUGACGACGUAACGGAGAAGGUGAGCCUCCAGAACAACCCUGGCGCCAAGGAGCGUUUCCACAUGAAGCUGUUCCGUGCUCAGAGGAACCUCUCCAUCGCUGGCUUCGCCUUGCUGCUGUGCUUCCUGCUUCGACGCCUGGUGACUCUCAUCUCCCAGCAGGCCACCCUGCUGGCCUCCAAUGAAGCCAUUAAAAAGCAGGCAGAGAGCGCCAGUGAAGCGGCCAAGAAGUACAUGGAGGAGAACGAGCAGCUGAAAAAGGAAGCUGGUGUUGAGCGAGGCAAGUUGCGCCUUAGGGAAGCUGAGGUGAAGGUGGAGGAAGAGAAUAAGAGUCUGAAGGCUGAGCUGAAGAAGCUGAGGGAGGAGCUGGCCAACAGCAAGCAAAAGCUGGAGAAGGCGGAGAAUGAGGCCUUGGCCAUGCGGAAGCAGUCAGAGGGCCUGACCAAGGAGUAUGACCGCCUGCUGGAGGAACAUGCCAGACUGCAGAUGGCGGUUGAUGGGCCCAGCGACAAGAAGGAGUGA
Messenger RNA from Echinops telfairi (small Madagascar hedgehog), 798 nucleotides. Its product is annotated as B-cell receptor-associated protein 31-like. Lineage: Eukaryota; Metazoa; Chordata; Mammalia; Afrosoricida; Tenrecidae. The transcript has a single exon. The coding region runs from base 61 to 798 and encodes 245 amino acids. Gene Ontology annotation, biological process: intracellular protein transport; endoplasmic reticulum to Golgi vesicle-mediated transport. The record is from RefSeq and is a predicted model, not a curated record. Gene Ontology annotation, cellular component: endoplasmic reticulum membrane; endoplasmic reticulum.